ACCCGGAGCAACUUGCCUCGGACCCUCUGUGAGGAGAGGCGGCGGCUUGCGCCGGGGCCGGGUUAGAGCCGGGUGAGGCGUACGGGCGCCCGGCGCUAUGCCUCCAGCCGGCGGCCCCCGCGCGCCGCGCCCCACCGCGCUGCCCCAUAGCCUGUCCCGCCUGCGCGAGUGCCCCGGCCGUUCCCGCAUCGUGUUGGCGCUCGGGGCCACGCAGAUGGCGCUCGGAUGCCUCAUCGUGGCUGUCAGCUUCGCCGCGUUGGCGCUCACUACCUCCGCCCGCGUCCGCCACUCCUGCCCCUUCUGGGCUGGCUUCUCGGUGCUGCUGUCGGGACUCAUUGGCGUUGUCUCCUGGAAGAGGCCUCUCUCCCUUGUGAUAACCUUUUUCAUGCUGCUUUCUGCAGUGUGUGUAAUGUUGAAUUUGGCUGGUUCAAUCCUUUCCUGUCAGAAUGCUCAGCUAGUCAACUCCCUGGAAGGCUGCCAGUUGAUCAAGUUUGACAGUGUGGAGGUGUGUGUCUGCUGUGAGCUGCAGCACCAGUCAUCUGGCUGCAGCAACCUCGGGGAGACGCUGAAGCUGAACCCGCUGCAGGAGAACUGCAACGCCGUGAGGCUGACCUUGAAGGAUCUCCUCUUCAGUGUGUGUGCCCUCAAUGUCCUCUCCACCAUCGUGUGUGCAUUGGCCACAGCCAUGUGCUGCAUGCAGAUGGUCUCCUCUGACGUCCUACAGAUGUUCUUUCCACAAAGGUCGCAUUCUGCCAACCCUGCCUGUGUGACUCCCCAUGGCACAGUUCUCCAUCAGACGCUGGAUUUCGACGAGUUCAUCCCCCCACUUCCACCUCCACCCUACUACCCUCCUGAGUACACCUGUACACCCUCAGUCGAGGUCCAGAGGGGCCUCCACCUGGACUUUGCUUCCUCUCCAUUCAGUGCUUUAUAUGAUGUUGCCAUCAACAGCCCUGGCAUGCUGUACCCUGCUGAGCUCCCCCCACCAUACGAGGCCGUGGUGGGCCAGACUCCUGCCAGCCAGGUUACAAGCAUUGAUCACCAGGUGGCGGAGUCCAGCUCUGGGGACCCGAACACCACUGCUGGCUUCAGUACACCAGUGCCAGCUAGCAGCGCCAGCCUGCCAACAUCAGAGGGAGCAACCUCACUGGGUCCGAGCCACCCAUCCCCCGAUGACACUGCAGGCACCUCACCACCUCUGCCACCUACCCCAGGGCCUCACCACAUGUCUCUGGAGGCUACAGGUGUGAGCAUGCAGGCACAGCCAAGUCCCGGGCGUGUGGCCCGCUCUGCCAGUGACCCUACGUCCUGUGCAUCCAGUGAGGCAGAUGCCUCUUCACACUCUGCCUCGUGCAGCCAGGACCUUGAAACAAGACUGUCUCGGGCUGCUCUGGGGACAGUUUCCACAUCUCGCUCAGUCAUGGCUACCUAUCAGCACCAGCUCUCACCCUCCAGGGAUCCAGGGACCUGGAAAACUGACCAACAGACAAAGCCAGAGACCUUACAGAUGGUCUCAAAAGUACGGCCACACUCUUUAGUGGACAGCAAGGCCUAUGCAGACACCAGGGUUUUGGUGGCUAAGUUUUUGGAACACUCACACUGUGCCCUCCCUCCAGAGGUGCGGCAUGUGGUGGGCACCAUCCGCUCCACAGUGACCUCUGAGGAGCCCCCGGUGGAGGAGGCCGUCUUCGGUGCUGGAGUCCUGGACCAGCUGUGAAGCAACCAGAAGUCAGGAGGCGGACACUGAUGGGCCUGGCAUCAAGCACAGCCUUUUCUUGCCAGAGAUACCAUACUUGACUGAGAGGGGCCUUCAGCCCAGCUUGGGAGAGGACAAGUUGAGAACACCCAGGAGUAUUGGGGUGCUCUAAGUGGCAACUGUUAUUCUGUCUCUCGAGGUGGCUCUGAUCUAGGGUCUUCUUGGGAACUGCAUUUGCUACCUAUUCCAGGACUUUGGAAUGAUGAUUCUCAUGUCCUUAGUUUCAUCAGGCAUGUAACACCUGACCAGCAUUACAUGAAUGCCAAUACAGUGAAAGGUGACCCUCAUGUCACUUAGAGACACUACAUAUCCUCCAAGUCAGGGCCAUGAAAGCAGGAUUCUCCUCCAUCCCCAACACGGUUUAGUAUUAAGUGGAUAGAGGAUGUUGUCAAAUAAUGGGACAAUUUUCCCAUGUGGUCUGUAUCUCUCUUUAAUGAAACUUUUAUCCUAUUAUGACCUGUUAUUUCCUUUUAAAGGAAAUAAGUAACUUCAGCAGAGAUGGUACCCUGAGCCCAACUCUUUGCUCACAGGGCUACAGAGCUAUUGUGCAAACAAAUACAUAGUGACAGGGUUAACGGUGGCCCUGCCACCCCUGGGAAGUAGGAAGGUAUUGCAAAGGCUUUAAGGAACCCACCAUCUGCUUGUCUUCUGGGCCUCUCAGCUAGGCCUCUGCCUGUGGGCUGCCAUCCCUACUUUCUCCCUUGGCUCUCCAUGGUCUCCUGUCCUUAAACCAGAGAAGACAAAUAACAGUAAUCACCUUCCCCUUGUAUCUAAGCUCACCUGACUGACCCGGAUGGGGCACAGGGGCCCUUUCUCAUAUGUGUAUACCUCCUGCUAGGGCAGGACUCUCAUGACCCAGAGCUGUCCCUCCCCCAGCCAGGUGGCAGCAGGCACAUCUGCAUUAGAGAAUAUGCAUUGUGAAUCACUUAUUUCCAUGAGAGCUCCCACUGUGCUGUUCAUGCAGAAGCAGGCAAGCCCAGCUUGGGUCCAGCUCAAUUGCCUUGGCCAAUUUGGGCACCUUUGACUUUUUUGCCCCACUCCUGCCACUUGUUUUCUGACAUUAGCUGCAGUCACUUCCCAGCAAUGGCCCUACAGCAACACUAUCACAAGAACUUUCUGUUGCGCAGAAAACACCUGGACCUGGACCAUACAAAACAGUAGUCAUUAGCACAUAGGGUUGUGGAGUCCCCCCCAGCUGUGGCCAGUGGUCCCUGCUUUGGACAAAAACCUUACCUCUGUGCAGGAGAUGCAGGGGAUGGGCCAGAGAGCACCUACCACUGCUCAGUGUCUGGCUAGGGAGCUUGUGAAGCUCCUCCUAUUCUCCAUGGCCUGUGCCUGUCCUUGGACCCCCCUCAACAUCUCUCAUUCCUUGCCCCCCACCCCUUAGUCCCUAACCCUCCAAUCCAGUGUGCUGGGGGCACUUCUUUGUGUUUGGAAGUAGAGCAGUGGGUAGAUGGAGGGGGGGUCUAGCUCAAGUAUGGUAUAGGAACCCCCCAGCCAGGGUCAGCUACUGAUGGCUUGACUGCUUUACCAAUGUCCUUGGUUGCUGCCUCCCUGAAGUUACAGAGCUCAAAAUACAUAAAUCAGGCCUUUUGACGCAAUCUUCCUUUUCCACAAGAGACAUACUAGAGAUGAAUUUAUGAGCACUUUAUUCAGACUAUGAAAUGGGAAAUCUCUAAUUUCUCUCAAGUGAGGACUUUUGAAGUCCUCAAAAGCAAGUCCCUUUGCAGGUAAAGUUAAUUGAUGGUUUUUCAGAAUGGCUUCCCCUGAGCCCAUGGGCAAAGUGAAGUAUUUACAUCCUGAUGUCUUAGCCCAGGAAUAACAGUAUUUUCAUUGUCCCUGAAGUGAGCCAGAGUACAGCCAGCUGCAGGGGGACUACCUGUUUGCAGGGCAGACAGUAGGGAAUUGAGGGUCUACAUAGCAGUGUCCCUGAGCCAUGCCACUGGCUGGGAUAAACCAUGCAGACCUCAGACCUGGCUACUGUCUGACUGAGGUCCAGGCCACGUCCCACAACACUGACUUAAGCCCCAGAGUAUUUUUAUAGCAUAGCCAAGGGACAAAUCACCCUGGUGCUCUGUGUCCUUCACUUUGCCUCUCUGCAGCAGGGCCUUGUCAUCUGUCAUUUGGGGCUCCUGCCUCAGGUGGUGUCUCCCCUCAUGUAUAGGCUGACGCUGCCGCCCUAAAACCUUCAGUCCCAGACAUUGUCCAGAAAAUGCCACCUACACACCCACUCAUGCUUAGUUCUGUAUUUGCUGUCACAGAACUCUAAUCUUGUGGAUGAAGAAACUGUAUCCAACUGGAUGCCACUUUGGCCUCAUGGAAAGAUUGUUAGAGGUGAUGGACCCUCCUUGGCCCAUCCUCUCUGGACUAGGUUGACCCACAUGAGCACUGGGAAAGCCAGAGCUCCAGGCUUCCAGGAACGAUCCCCAGAAGGCACAGGGGCUGGUAAGAGCCACUUGAGAAUGGCUGGCAACUUCAGCUCUGGGCCCAUUGACCCCGACUCAGCAACAUUCUGGUGUUAGGAGUUCCAGCAGCAGGACCCCAAGCCUCCAGGCAGCCUGUGGGCUCCCAGCCAACAGAAGAGCUGGUUUCCUGCCCCCUGCUGUGCAUCCUUCCCUCCUGGAAGCUUAUCCUCUCCUGUUUCCUGUUUUGGUAUCUGGAACAGGCCUGAAUGGCUGUUUAAGAGGUUACUUUCCCCACUCCAGUAUGGCCGGAUCCUAGGCAGGAACCCAAAGGAGACUGGCAGCUACUAGAACACAACCUUUAAUCCUGGCCUGCGGGUGUGAGGAUUACGAGGCAGGCAAACUUUGGACCCCAACUCUAUGGCUAACAAGGGGGGGGCAUCAGUCCCAAGGACUCAAGGUCUCCUUCAGCUGGAGAUAACUACACAAAUUAAACACUUACAGUGAACCAUGAUGUAAUAGAAAGCUUAUUUCAGAUGGAUGUUCCUUUUCUUCCCACUCUGCUGUAUCAACUCACAGACGCUGCUAAGGCAGAAUUUAUAGAAAAUUGUUUUCAAGCCACCAGAGACCUGUUUGUACAACUCAAAAGGUUGUAUUUAUUUAAUGUACCUCAAGGUGUUUUAAUAAUGACCCGUGUUUUAAUAAAAAGUAUU
Molecule: messenger RNA, 4871 nt
Organism: Sciurus carolinensis (gray squirrel)
Lineage: Eukaryota; Metazoa; Chordata; Mammalia; Rodentia; Sciuridae
Gene: Entrep2
Product: endosomal transmembrane epsin interactor 2
Exons: 11
Coding region: 98-1717 (539 amino acids)
Cellular component (GO): membrane
Source: RefSeq, a predicted model, not a curated record